Selaginella moellendorffii is the source of this 418-nucleotide messenger RNA. RefSeq lists its product as uncharacterized. Lineage: Eukaryota; Viridiplantae; Streptophyta; Lycopodiopsida; Selaginellales; Selaginellaceae. The record is from RefSeq and is a predicted model, not a curated record. Bases 25 to 357 code for a protein of 110 amino acids. The transcript has 3 exons.
CCAUUUUGGUUUAGGGUUCUUGCGAUGGAGGAGGCUGGAUCGCCCGAGUCGAGCAAGAAGCGGCAGCGGGAGGCGAGCGCCGAGAUGGAAGCCAGCAUCCAGCAGAUCCAGCACAAGAUCGAGCAGUUCACGCAGCAGGUGUCUGGUCUCUUGGAGGCCGGGAAGUCCUUCUUCACCGAAGUAGCCAGCGCGUUCGAGGAGAGCGUCGUCCAAUUGCACCAGAAGCAAGUGGAGAAAUGGGAGGAGGAGAUUGGGAUGCUGCGCGCCGUGGAUGCCGUCAACGAGGAGAUGAGCGCCAGGCUGAGCAACGCGCAAUCGCUCAUCAGCAGCACCGUCACAGCUGUGGAUCACGAGUAGAAAUUUAAAAUGGAGCUAGAUUUUGCUCAAGAACCCUAAAAUGCCAGGGAAAUCUCUCUCU